Molecule: messenger RNA, 1833 nt
Organism: Penicilliopsis zonata CBS 506.65
Lineage: Eukaryota; Fungi; Ascomycota; Eurotiomycetes; Eurotiales; Aspergillaceae
Exons: 4
Coding region: 1-1833 (610 amino acids)
Biological process (GO): regulation of DNA-templated transcription
Cellular component (GO): nucleus
Molecular function (GO): protein binding; sequence-specific DNA binding; zinc ion binding
Source: RefSeq, a predicted model, not a curated record
AUGGUGGAUGGUAUAGGCGAUUCUUCCUCACGAUCGAGAUUGCCCUCGUCCAACGAGACGUCUUCCUUUUCCAACAUUUAUUCUAGCAGUGGUUUUGAUAUCAUGGGCGUUUUGGCUCAAGUCGCUACCAGGUCGAAUCCGAAAAUCCAUAUCGGGGCUGUCGACUUAUCAUGUGCCUUUGUUCUGUGCGAUAUUACCAAGGAUGACCAUCCCAUCGUGUACGUUUCAGAUGCUUUCGAACGUUUAACGGGCUACACCAAAGAUGAAAUCGUCGGCCGAAACUGCCGCUUCCUGCAGGGGCCAGACGGCCAAGUGCCAGCCGGAACUAGGCGGAAAUUCGUCGACGACCACACAGCGUUCCGCCUGAGGAAUACGAUCACCGAGCGAAGCGAAAUCCAGGCCAGCCUGAUUAACUACCGCAAGGGCGGCCAGCCGUUUAUGAAUCUCAUCACCAUGAUCCCGAUUCGCGGGAAUGACAACGAGUACCAGUUUUAUGUGGGCUUCCAGGUGGACUUGGUCGAGAAACCUGACGCAGUCACCCGGCGGAAUCCUGAUGGCACAUAUGUGAUCAACUACCAGCGCGAGCAGCUUCCAUCGUACGUCGUCCCGACGGCAGAUAUCUACCGAGUGAACCCGGAUCUGAACGUGCACUUCCGCCCUGAGGAGGUGUCGGCCAUCCUCAACACGGUUGGGGUGGCUGGGUCGGAGCUGCCGCGGCAUUAUAUGGACCGCAUCCUUGUGGAAAACUCGGACGACCUCAUCCACGUGUUGUCCUUUGACACUGAGUUUCUCUAUCUGUCGCCGUCCUGUCCGCGGAUCCUCGAGUACGAGGUGCACGAGCUGGUGAACAAGACGCUCUCGACCAUCUGCCACCCAAGCGACAUUGGCCCCGUGGUCCGCGAGCUAAAGGCCAGCACCACCACGGCCCCGAUCAGCUUCGUGUAUCGUGUCCGCAAGAAGAACAGUGGCUACACGUGGUUUGAGAGUCAUGGGUCCUGGCACAUCGAGCCAAACCGCGGCAGACGAUACCUGGUGCUGGCCGGCCGCGAGCGGCCCGUCUACUGCCUCGACCGGGUUGCCGCCGUUGGCGGCCAGCGGAUCGAGGAAAACGACCUGUGGGCCAAGAUCUCCCUGUCAGGCAUGAUCCUCUUCAUCUCCUCCAAGGCCCGCCCUGUCCUGGGCCGCCAACCUGAUGACCUGGUUGGCAAGAGUUUCCAGGAUCUGAUCAAUGUCGAGUCCGUUCCGGAGAUGAUGCAGGCGCUGGAGACGUGCCGAAGCAGGCGCCAGGCCUGCUUCUCCCAUGAGAUGCAGCAUCGGAAAGGCCACUCGCUCCGCGCGCAGACCACAUUCUACCCCGGCGACGCAGACCAAGGCGCUAAACCCAUAUUUCUCGUCGCUCAUGUUCGGCUGAUCAAAUCUAACGCACCGAAUGUGCCUGCCGCUGCAGCAGAGUCCACCACCGCAGACUCCUCGUCGUCCUCAACCGCGGUUCCCGAUACCGGCAACGCAGCAGCAUCAAGUCUACAAUCGCUCCUCCCGCUCGACGAAGCUACCAUAUUCGCCGAGCUGAAGCCCACCCGGGGAUCCAGCUGGCAAGCCGAGCUGCGCGGCCUGGAGAAGAAGAACAAAGCCCUGGCGGACGAGCUGCACUUCCUGCUCAACCAGCGACGCAAACGGAAGCGCAAGAAGGCCUCGCUGCUCGUGGAGAAGAGCUGCGUCAUGUGCAGCACGCGCAAUACGCCCGAAUGGCGCCGUGGGCCGUCCGGGAACCGCGAUCUGUGUAACUCGUGUGGAUUGCGUUGGGCGAAGCAGGUCCGUGGGCAAGGGGGUUGA